AUGUGUGGCAUACUUUGUAUCUUUCGUCCAGGGCACCGAAGCUCACCUCCGAACGGUGUCUGCAAUGGACGGCCUAAAGAAACCCUACGGGAACUGGCCUUCCAACAGUCAAGUAAACAACGUCACCGAGGGCCGGACCACACCGGCUUGGUGGUGGACGAAGGGGAAGGGUUCGUGAUGGUCCAGGAGCGGCUAGCGGUGCUUGGGGUAAAGACGGGCAAUCAGCCCUUAACGUCGGCCGACGGAACGGUACACCUGGUGGCGAAUGGAGAAAUCUUCAACUUCCUACAAAUGGCGACCAUGGUCAGGGAAGCGGGUGGCGAACUUAUGCCACCGUACGAACCUCGAAGUGACUGCGACGUGCUGGUGGCCUUCUACGAACGGUUUGGCCCGGAACAACUGUUGAAAACUGUUCGCGGAAUGUUCGCGUUUGUUUUGUACGAUCGCAAAAGCCAGCAGAUUCUCGUAGCUCGUGAUCCAGUUGGAAUUAUCCCGCUUUACGUUGGCAGGGAUCGUGGUGGGAGUUUAUGGAUGGCUAGUGAAAUGAAGUGUCUGGUGGACUACUGCUCGGAAGGUGUGCAGGUGUUCCCGCCUGGGCAUGCUUACUGCGGACGUUGGGAGAGCUUUAAACCAACGCCAUACUUUAGUCCGCGCUGGAUCAAGGAAGUUCCGAACGGUGUGGUGGAUUUGGUGGAGUUACGCAAACGUCUUGAGGCGGCAGUUGAGUCUCACCUGCAGUGUGACGUCCCCAUGGGUGCCCUCCUGAGUGGUGGUCUCGAUUCCAGCCUGAUUGCUUCGAUAGCCACACGUAUUCUACGUCGGCGUUCGUCGAACUCUACAUUCCGCCUCAAAACCUACAGCAUAGGACUUCCCGGUGUCGGCCUGGAUCUCGGGUAUGCCCGCAUGGUGGCAGAUUUCAUUGGCAGUGAUCACACGGAAGUGCACUUCACCCUCGCCGAGGGACUGGACUACAUUCGACACGCGGUGUACCACUCGGAGACGUACGAUGUCACGACGAUUCGCUGCAUCGUUCCGGUGAUGCUGCUGGCUCGGUACAUCCGCAGCGAAGGGCUCAAGAUGGUCCUGUCCGGCGAGGGUGCCGACGAGCUGUUCGGUGGCUAUCUCUACUUUCACCGUGCGCCAAAUACCGCCGAAUUCCACCGGGAAACCGUUCGCCGUGUGCUGGGACUUCACCUCUCCGAUUGUCUACGGGCCAACAAAGGCUGUGCCGCUUGGGGAUUGGAGCUUCGCGUGCCCUUCCUCGACACCGAUUUCCUCCAGUACGCCAUGUCGAUCCGGCCCGAAGACCGCGCACCACAAGAGCACGUCCCGGAAAAGUACAUACUCCGGCAGGCGUUCGCCACCGCGAACUACCUUCCACCGGAAGUGUUGUGGCGUCAGAAGGAACAGUUUUCCGAUGGCGUAGGCUAUUCGUGGAUCGACACCGUGUCCCAGUGGGCUGCGGGACGUGUUAGUGAAGCGCAGUUUGCCACCGCCAGCGAACGCUUUCCGUUCAACACACCGUCCACUAAGGAAGCGUUCUACUAUCGGGAGCUUUUCGAGGAAAUGUUUCCGGGCGCUAGUUGCGCCAGGACGGUGCAGCGGUGGGUUCCCCGGACGGAUUGGGGUUGUCCGGAGGAUCCAUCUGGCCGGAAGCAGCAUGUGCAUCGGGGGAAGGUAAAGGAUCUGGGUAGGAUAGAAACGAAGCUUGAAUAAAAAUGAAUUCAGCACAAAG
Molecule: messenger RNA, 1735 nt
Organism: Anopheles coustani
Lineage: Eukaryota; Metazoa; Arthropoda; Insecta; Diptera; Culicidae
Gene: AsnS
Exons: 1
Coding region: 1-1716 (571 amino acids)
Cellular component (GO): cytosol
Molecular function (GO): asparagine synthase (glutamine-hydrolyzing) activity
Source: RefSeq, a predicted model, not a curated record